AGUGUUGAUUUCGCUCUGGCCGUUCGCUCAUGUGUUUUUUGCGCUUGCGUCGAAAGUUGUUGGCUGCAGCCGGUCAAAAACAAAGGCUGCAAACCCAAAAGGUGCGAUGAACGGCCUCUUGCCACUCCUCUUGUUGAUCACUUCAGGAGGAGUCGUUUGGCUGUAUCAGUUUCAUCCCAGCCUCGUGGCUUGCGAGCAUGAGAAAAGUGCCGUUGCACUACCUCAUGACGUUUCCAAUUCCCACGAUGGCUGGAUGUCUAAAGACGAGGCAGAAUCGCUGCGUAAUGAGAACAAGCAGUUCAGCCUGCAGCUGAAGCAGGCCAAAGAAGAAUUACAAAGCUUGGAGAAGUCUCUUGCGGAUGCAAACUCAAAGCUUGUUAAUGCACAGGUGGAAUUGGAUCGGACCAGGGAAGUUUUACCCUUGGACCCCAACGACACCUGUGGUGCCCCAAGCGCACGCCAAGACCAUGGGAGCAGCAACACGGUCUACUGCGCAGACUCGCCUUUGCAAAUGGGAAGGACAAAAGAUUUCCCUGAGUGUCAGAUGGCAUGUGCAUUCAAUUCCAGUUGCGAGUUUUAUAGUUAUUGGUCAGCGGGUCCCCGAUCGCGUUUGUGCAGGAUCACGUCUUCCUGCCAGAAAUUGGUGCAUGUCGAGCAGAAGAGCGAGGUUGUGAAAGUCUACCAGCGCAUUGUGCCUGCCACAAGUCAGUUGAGCUACAUGCAGCUCAUGGGCAUGUACGAUAGCGGCACAAAUCUCAUGCUGGCAACAUUGGCUGGCAAUUUCCCACUUUGCUGUCAACAAGCACGACGGCCUGACAUUUCUGGAUUGCAAGUGCCAGCGGCGCCGCAUGGUCGAUGCUUGGCCUGGGCCACACCAGAGAAGCAUGUGAAUCCCUUGAAACUUCUUGGCACCAUUCAAGGCAACAAGACCAAGUACUGGAACCCAGAGCUCUGGGACUUCCGCGAGAGACAUCGAAUUGUUGUUGUUGCCAUGGUGAGGGAUCCAUUGUCACAACUUCAAAGUUGGAGAAAGGCACCCUAUGGUAUGGAACGAUGUGCAAAGCGGAAGCGAUGCCCCUUCAGCGGUGCAACAGCUGACUGCGCUUCAAAGACUGCAUGGCUCACCGAGCCUUGCCAGUUCUUCGAUGGCACCGAUGGUCCCCCUGGCGCCGGCUGCUCUGCCAAAGCUUUGCCAAUUCCGGGAAUCAUUGGAGGAGCCUUCGGGUCUUUGCCUGGCAUUUGGAACGCCUACACCUGGGGUUAUGUCAGGCUCCAGGAGGAAGCUGGCUACAAAAGCGUGUUCCUAGUGCGCUUCGAAGAUUUGGUCACUGAUCCGGUCGGGAUCAUCCAGAGGAUCUCUGUGGCCAUGGAGAUGACAAUCGAGGACGCAGCCAUCAAAGUGAUGGAAGGGGUCGCAAAGGACCAUGGGGAAGCCAAGAACCGGAGCACAGAGAUGCGAUCCUUGGAGUCCCGGACUUUUAUGAAGGCCUACAGCCUACCCGAGCUGAAAGCUGCUUGUGUUCGGCUGAAUUUUUCCUUGGCACAGAAGGUUGGAUAUCCAUUGCAAGAAUGUCAAGUCUUUAAGGAUGAAGCUAUUGCAGAGGCUCCAAUCGAUGAAGACCAUAAACGUGUCGAGAUGGAAGAGAAGAGGUCACGAUUCAGAAGUCGGUAUAUCAGACCACCACGCACCAGAGGGGUGCUCCGUACGCGGCCCAAAACGGCGGGCAAAUGAUUCAGGUGUGUCUUUCUGCGGACCCUGCUCACAGGCUGAAUGGGCCAAAACUGUGCAAGCCGGACAAGGCUGCACAUCUUACACUGAGUGGCCAAAGCCACAUAGUUUAACAAAAUAGUCCCAAAUUGACCUUCGUGCGUGGCACCAG
Cladocopium goreaui is the source of this 1880-nucleotide messenger RNA. The record is from the annotation of a GenBank genome assembly. NCBI's taxonomy places the organism in Eukaryota, Dinophyceae, Suessiales, Symbiodiniaceae.